UCAUCGAUGCAAUGUUUGUAAUAAGACAUUUGCACAAUCCGGAAGUCUCAAACGUCACAUGCAAGUUCACAAAGGAAUACGCCCUCAUCAAUGCAAUGUUUGUAAUAAGACAUUCACGGAUUCAGGAGGUCUCAAACGUCACAUGCAAAUUCACAAAGGAAUACGCCCUCAUCAAUGCAAUGUUUGUAAUAAGACAUUCACGGAGUCAGGAAGUCUCAAACGUCACAUGCAAAUUCACAAAGGAAUACGCCCUCAUCAAUGCAAUGUUUGUAAUAAGACAUUUGCACAAUCCGGAAGUCUCAAACGUCACAUGCAAAUUCACAAAGGAAUACGCCUUCAUCAAUGCAAUGUUUGUAAUAAGACAUUCACACGAUUCGAUAGUCUGCAAAGGCACAUGCUGAUUCACAAAGGAAACCAUGGCAAUUUUUAGUCGAAAAUGUAAUAAUAAUCAAUGACAUAUAAUCAUUUCUUAAAUUGAAAUGAAAUAUAAACAUUUCUUAAAUUGAAUUUAAAUAU
Ctenocephalides felis (cat flea) is the source of this 516-nucleotide messenger RNA. RefSeq names its product zinc finger protein 397-like. The coding region runs from base 59 to 430 and encodes 123 amino acids. The transcript has a single exon. Gene Ontology annotation, molecular function: RNA polymerase II cis-regulatory region sequence-specific DNA binding; DNA-binding transcription factor activity, RNA polymerase II-specific. Gene Ontology annotation, biological process: regulation of transcription by RNA polymerase II. NCBI's taxonomy places the organism in Eukaryota, Metazoa, Arthropoda, Insecta, Siphonaptera, Pulicidae. The record is from RefSeq and is a predicted model, not a curated record.